This is a messenger RNA of Erinaceus europaeus (western European hedgehog), 176 nucleotides long. Its product is annotated as thymosin beta-4-like. Gene Ontology annotation, molecular function: actin monomer binding. Lineage: Eukaryota; Metazoa; Chordata; Mammalia; Eulipotyphla; Erinaceidae. The record is from RefSeq and is a predicted model, not a curated record. Gene Ontology annotation, cellular component: cytoplasm. Gene Ontology annotation, biological process: actin filament organization; regulation of cell migration. Bases 31 to 165 code for a protein of 44 amino acids. The transcript has a single exon.
UCUUGCCUCGCUCCGUUUUCCUCCACAACCAUGUCUGACAAACCCGAUGUGGCUGAGACUGAGAAAUUCGAUAAAUCAAAAUUGAAGAAGACAGAAACGCAAGAGAAAAACCCCCUGCCUUCAAAAGAAAUGAUUGAGCAGGAGAAGCAAGCUGGUGAAACAUAAUGAGGCAGGCG